UCCCGGGAGCCAGCCUGGCAGUGGGAGGCCUCCCUCCUGCAGCCUCGUUCAUCCUGGCCCCUAACGUCCUGCUUCUGCCACACUGCUUCGUCAGGGGAACAGUCUCGGGGAAUCCCCUCCCCCCCUUUGCCUGCCGGGGGACACUAGUGCAGAAAGCCCCGGAUUGGAGCUCUGCAGCCUGCCGUGCGGGCAUCGCCCAGUGCCCUGCGACAGGAGCUGUCCUGUGCACCCAAGCCCUGGCCCAGCCUCUGGGAGGCCUUUCGCUCGGCGGAACCGGUAUGGUCGACCGCAAAUGGGAAGCUACACGCCCAGCCCCGUCCCAGUCUGGCAGCAGAGCCUGGUGUUGGCAAACAACCCACGGACCUGGCAGAAAAGGCUCGCGAAGCCCCGGGCCAAUGAGGCUUGCAAGGGGCUCAGCUGGAUCUCCUUGAAAGCUCUGCCUAGGGCAGGUGGGUGCUGCCAGGGCGACGCAAAGCAAGCAAGCAGCGCUGCCAGCGCUUCCUUCCCCAAAGAGGGAGGAGGCUGGGGGUGUGUCUGCCGCUCCUUGGAUUCAGGUGGAUGCCAAUCAGCAACCUUGUGCAGCUGGCACCAGGAGGAACCAGGAAGCAGCUGGCUGCGGGGAGGUUGGCUGGAGACAAGCGCUCAGAGAAGGCCCCAGUUCAGAGCACCGGAGAACCCGAAAAGGAACCAAAAAUGGGCUCGGAAGGCCAGAACUUGGGAGAGGAACUGAACAACCAGCUCAACGACGCCCUGAGCAGACUAGCAAGCAAACAGAUGUUCCAGUCGGACUGGGACAUUGCUGCCUUUGCCAUCUUCUUCAUCUUCAUUGGGACUGUGCUCCUGCUGGUUCUCCUGGCUCUGAUCCGCUGCUGCUGCUGCUGCGACUGUGACUCUGGGGGGUUGCACAAGCAGGUCCCCAGAAAGAAAGUGGGCAUUGAUAACAAGGCCAUGGAGCCGUAGCCCCGCCUCCUCCCUUGGACAGACAGAUUCUGGAGCCAAUGGGAACAAAGACUCUUCUUUGCUCGCUUCUUUCUGCUGCCCCGCAAUCAAGGGCAGCUCGGACUCUCUAAAUCUCGAGCGCUGGCCUCAUGCAGCUGUGCGCCCCUGGCUCCAGCACUGGUCCCCCCCCUCCCCUGCACCAAGGAUCAAAAGGAAUUCCUGUGCCGCUGAAUCAGAGAGCGGCCCCAGCCGCCCCUUUGGGCCAUUAGGGCCUCAGGGGGCAGCAGCUGUUGCUCCGCAGCCCAGGGGCAGGGAUUCAAGGCCGUUCCUGGCAGGAGGGAUCUCAGCUAGAUGGGCCCUCGGGCCAGUCCUGGAAGGCAGCUCCCGGGGAGGUUGUCCCUAUUACAGCAGGGCCCCCCAGGCACGCUUCCGGGGCUCUGAAAACAUCCCUGGCUUUGUCCCUCCUGGAGCCCAUCAGCUGACCCUCCAGUCUGGGAAGGAACAAAUCCCUGGCCGGAACCAACCACGGAAGCAAAACGCCCAGAGCUCGGUCCUGCUUUGCUGGAGGCAGAGGAGGCGAAUGCCUUGGCAGCCUUUCCCUCUGGAGCCCCCAUUCACACAGCCACGGGGGGCCUUCUGGCUGCAGCCCAGGGCCUGAACUGCUGCCUGCAGUCCCCAAAAGCUGAGGGAGCUGCCCGUCUCACCAGCUGCAUGUGUGCGCAGAGAACAGGCUCAGGGAGGAAGCGUGCUCCGUCCAACGUGCUCUGUCUCUAGGGGUCCAGUAGGAAGGAAGGCAGAGCUGAACUAGGGUAGUGCUGGUGCCGGCCUGGUGCCUGGACCGCACCACUCGCUGUCUCACCCCAUUCCCAGACAGCGCUAGCAGGCCUUAGUUCAGGAAACUCAGAAAAAUCCAGAAGAGUCAUUUCUUCCCUGCGUGGCUGGGUUUGCGUAGGGCUCGGUGGAUGCAGUGCAUGGUCGCUGGCCUUCUGCCAAGUCCUAAGGAGCCAGUGACCCCGUCCUGCUCUGAGCCAUUGCCACACCCGCUGCCUUGUGCCACGGUUAAGGGAGGGAUCGGAGAACUCACCCCGUCCAUCUCCCUCAGGGCUGGGCUAAGUCAGUCUCCCCAGCCCUGGACUGAGACACUGCCCCACAGCAGGACAUGGCCAGGAACGAGUAACUCGGCCAGGGGCUGGGAAGCCCCUGCAGGGGAAGUGGGCCGAGCAUGCCCGCUCUGAACCACGGUCCCUCAGCACACGGCCUCUGCCACCCCCAGCCCCACUCCCUCCCCUCUCCAGCACUUGGGCAUAUUCUGAGCCUGGCAUUCGGAAAGAGGCCUUCUGGAGCCACUGGACUAAGUUUUGACAGGAGCUGGCCUGGCCAGGCAAAGGGAAGCUAGUCACAAGGACAGCCUUGCUCUGGGAGAGCGGAUUGGGACGCCUCCGUGAGGCCCUCCAAACGAGCAGUGGCCAGAGAGCACCUGGUACUACAAAGGCCUGUGGUUCUGUUCAGUCUGGGCUUGUUCUCCCUCCUCAGGGUAGAGUCUUUAUCUGCCCCCCUGUCCUGUGAACACCCCAGCGGAGCCUAGACCUCGGCACAGCUGUGGGGUUGCACUGCCUCAGGAGCGGGUCUAAGAGCAACCCAUUCCGCUUUCCCCAGCCCCGGUAGCACUCGGUUUAGCGGAAGUGAGGGACACCCACAGCCGAAUGGCCUCUGCUCUCUUUGGGCUCAGUCCUGGGAGAUCACGGACUUCAGCGGCAUCUGGCACUGCCCACUUCCGCCCAGCAGGUUUGCGCCGAUGCCCAGCUAGCAGCAGGGUGUUCUGGAAAGAUUCAUCCAUUUCAGCAGCUCUGCUGGCUGCUGCUCCGCUCCCUCACUGCAGGCGGUGCACUGUAGCCCUGUGUGCGCAUUAGAGUGCCACACCCUUCCCACUGGGCAGCUGCUCCUGUGCUUGGGACGGCCUCUCCCCUCCGCCCCCAGCUCUUCCCUAGCUAGAGCCCGUGGAUCUGAAGGGAGGGCAGUGGGGUCAAUUUAAUUAACAUGCCAGCCAAUGUCCUUAAGGUUUCUCGCUGCCUUGCGCCAUCCGGGCGCUAUGUCCAGGAAACUUUCUAAUUUCAUUUCUGAAUCCAGGAAGAAUUACUCGUGAUUCUAAAUAAAAAGCAUGUGCUGGA
This is a messenger RNA of Pelodiscus sinensis (Chinese soft-shelled turtle), 3107 nucleotides long. RefSeq names its product small integral membrane protein 22 (gene SMIM22). Gene Ontology annotation, biological process: regulation of cell population proliferation. The record is from RefSeq and is a predicted model, not a curated record. NCBI's taxonomy places the organism in Eukaryota, Metazoa, Chordata, Testudines, Trionychidae.